Messenger RNA from Erpetoichthys calabaricus (reedfish), 4521 nucleotides. RefSeq names its product E3 ubiquitin/ISG15 ligase TRIM25-like. The transcript has 6 exons. The coding region runs from base 105 to 1571 and encodes 488 amino acids. The record is from RefSeq and is a predicted model, not a curated record. Gene Ontology annotation, molecular function: protein binding; zinc ion binding. NCBI's taxonomy places the organism in Eukaryota, Metazoa, Chordata, Cladistia, Polypteriformes, Polypteridae.
GAAGAACGUGGAAGUAGCGCCGAAGUUUGCAGAGAGCGGUAUACGGUAUACCUGAGAACCUGGCGUAAACAUUUUUUCCUCGAGUAAUUUAAACUUCGUUCAGAAUGGACGUUCCUACGCAGAAUUCCCACCUGGAGGACGAGUUGAGCUGUUCGAUUUGUUUGGAGCUUUUUUCCCGGCCGCUCGAACUGCCCUGCGGACACAACUUCUGCGCGGUUUGCCUGGAUCGGUCGCUGGCUGUACAGCGGCCGCCGUAUCGCUGCCCGGAGUGUGGAUGGGAGUCGACAGAAAAGCCAGUCGGGCGCAACAACUUCAAGCUUAGGAGUAUUGUGGAGCGUUACGGAAUCUCGUUCACUCAGUGCGCGGAAGGGUCAAGACGCAACUGCACGGAGCACGAAGAUCCGCUGAAGUUGUACUGCGAAGAGUGCAAAAGCUGCAUUUGUGCUGUAUGCGCCGUCGCAGGGAUUCACAACGGCCACAGUAUGGUGCCGUUCAGUAAAGCAGACGCACAAGUACAGUGUAAGUUGGCAGAGAACCUUGAGAUCAUCAAUAGUAAAGUGGAAAUGUGUAACAGCUAUUUGCAGCAAUUCCAGGAAGACGAAGGUGAUGUUAGGAAGUAUUUUGAAGCUGUGAGGCAGAAGAAGAGAAACUGUGUGGACAAACUUCAGCAGCUGCUAGAGGAUUUUAAAGAACAGAUCGAGGCAUGUGUUAUAGCUGAGGAGGAGGUUACAUUGCGGAAAAUCAAUGCCAAGCUUAGAAAUUAUGGAAGGCAAAAAGAAGAACUAACAGCAAUUCAGGAAAGCAUUAAGAACAAUAUGGCUGAAAAAGAUCAUUUUCUGUCCAUCCAGAAUUUCCUGUCAUUGGAAGAAAGAAUUGCAGGAGCUAUCCAGGAAGAUCCUCCUAUACUCCCAGGAACCCCAAUAAAAGGGAAGACUCCAGUCCAGCUCUGUGACAAGCAUUUUGAACAUUUCAAGGCAGAAACAGAAAAACUGUAUCAAAUUCUACAAAAUUUAAAGCUGAAAUGGCAAGGAUGCCCAUAUCUGACAUUUGACCCAAAUACUAGUUCACCCAAGCUGCUUCUGUUGGACAACAAUAAAACUGUAGAAGGAACUAAACAAAACAAUUCAUAUUCUGAUCAUCCAAUGAGAUUUGACUUCCAUCCGCAGGUGCUAUGCAUCCAAAGCUUCUCAUCUGGCUGCAAUGCUUGGGAAGUAGAAGUAUUAGAAGCUGGAAACUGGGCAAUAGGUGUUGCAACUAAAAAAAUGCCAUUGAAAGGUUGGGACAAUUGUUCACUUCUAGGUUAUAAUGCUGACUCCUGGUGUCUCUACAAUGUUUUUGGUAAACUUGCGGUGUGGCACAAUAACCAGAGGAAAACGCCGGUCCAGAUACAUCCAGUUCAUCGUAUAAGGGUUCUUCUGGACUUGGAUGCAGGUGUCUUGUCUUUCUAUCAUGCAUCAUCCACUCUGGAACUUUUAUACACUUUUAAUGAAAAGUUUACAGUUUCAUUGUUACCUUGUUUUUGGCUUGGUGCGGGCACCAAACUGGCUCUUCGGCAAGUGACAAAUAUUUAAAAUAAGAUGUUAACUGUACAGUUCAGUGUGCUUAGCAACUGAAAUCAGAUUGAUAUAAUAUUUUCAAUGAUGACUGAUUAGUAACAAAAUACACAAAGUGUAGGUUGGGGAGUUCAGGACUUUUUAAAAAAAACAUUUUAGUACGAGGAUCAAGUUGCAAUAGUGUCAUUAAAAUAAUUUAUGCUGUUCAGUAUUACUACAAUGUCCUCCUAUCCUUCACAAGCUCAUGCAUUAAUCUAAAUCUUUCCUUUGCCAACAACUGACGCUCAAGCAACCAUACUGAACCGAAGUAUGGAGCUAAACUGUUUGACUACACAAGUAAUCAAUAUACAUCUUUAAAAAAAGAAUCAUUUAAGUGUUGCCAGUAGUGAUGUACUAUUUUGUUUAGUUUGAGCAAGCUGUUUUUUAAUUUUAACUUUUAAAAUAAACGUAGUGCUUUACAAAAGGGAUCUGUAGGGGUUUCUGACUUUUCAAAACCUAAGGCACUGCGCGAGUAUACAUGUGAAAAUAGAGAAUGUGCGUAAGAGUGAGUAAAUAUUUUUUAAUGUGUCCCUUUAUCUUCACCAAUAGUGGCCUUUCGCACAUUGUUUGCUCUUAAGAAAAUAAAUUUGACAAACGAGGAGAUCUCUCAGCCUUUUAGGCUUGUUUGUGUAGCUAAUAGCUAAUGUAUCCCAGUAUGCCAUCCAGAUCCUUUGUAAGGGUUGUCAAAAGUUUCUGCUUCAGCUACCUGACACAGUAGUUUGUUCCCGAUUCUCACAAUUCUGUGUAAAGAAGUGCUUCCUGGCUUCAGUCUUAAAUAUAUUUCCCCUUAAAACGAAAACACAAGCCACACUAUUAUGCCACCUGCUUUGUUAAUGCAUUCAUAAAUCAUGCCCUUUCAUAUUACUGUUAGAAACUGAAAUUUUAGGCCAAGUGAACUUUUCUAAAUUCAUAAAUCAUGCCCUUUCAUAUUACUGUUAGAAACUGAAGUGAACUUUUCUAAUUUCAGUGUUCAGCAUUUGAGUUGCUUUGCCCACGCCAGGUGGUCCUUCUUGUUUUUUGUUCACAGAAAGUAACCCUUUUGGAUUAACUCUAGUGUACCAGAAUGUGCCUUUUCAUGUACCUCUUUAUAUACUUCUUUUAGUUUGACUCUAAGUAGACUCCAUGUAGCCUAUUAUAAACCCCUUCCAUCAGGGUUUUUUUCUUUCUUUCUUGUGUUGACCUUUUUGACACAUCUGUUCCACAAUUGUGCACUAAAACCCCUUAGGGUUAAUUUUUCUGAUACUUACAUUGGAAUGUGUGAUGCCCACUACAACGCCAGCUUCAAAGCUGUUUAAACUUAAUUUUUGUUCAUUCUUCCUCUGAGUUACACAAACACCCCUAGCCUGUUUGUAAUUGCCUACCUGCUUUAAAUUUUGAUACCUACACAUACAGUGUAACUGAUUGAGUGCGAAAAGUAUGUGUGUGUGUAUUCACUUGUGUGGAGAUCACUCGAGAGUGCAGUGGUGAAAUGGGCAUUUGCUCACUGACUCAUCUCAUGUGGGUAGAAUAGAGGUAAGAUGACGUUUGUUACUAAAAUAUUUGCACAGCUCACAAUUAUUGUGAGUGCUGACUGGCUGAUAUACUAUAUGAGGAAUUUUGUUGUAGCCAUAUGCUUCCUUAGGUGUUCACUCACACCUUUUGCUAGGCAUGUAUUGCAGGGUAAUGGGGCUGAAUCAAGACCAACCCUUCUGACAACUGUAAAAGGUGUCCUGACUUCAGGAAGGUUUGAAGUGAUCAUCUUUGUAGGUUAUCUUGUAAUCUGAGGUACAUGGCGAUUUAUCAUUACCUCCAUGGUUUAUCACAGGCCAGUCAGAGGCACUUUAAUUUCUAAUUGUAAAUGUUUAAUUUACAGUUAAUUUUUACGACUAAAGUAUAGAGUGUGUUUAGGAUAUCAGAUAUGAAAGACUGAUAACCAAUAAGAGUCGAGUGCAAGGACAUAAAUAAACAUGGCAGUAAAGAAGGGAGCCUCUUUCUCCCAAAUAAGAAAGACUUUUUGAUUUUUCAUUACACGAUAAUGCACAAUCAUAGCAAGUUGCACUUGUCUGUCAUCUGCCAUGUUUGUUUUCAAAUCACCUUAUUUGUAAGAAAUUCUGUGAGAUGCUAACUUUGGAGUCUGGACUCUCCAAAUUUUGAGUGUAAAUGUGCAAUUUUCUUUGUGGACAUUAUCAUGUAGUGUGUGUGCUCUAAUAACUAAAGACAGACUAGAGGAAGAAAACAAACCUGUUUCAGGAUUUCUCAUAUUCCGCAUCGGUAUGAUUUUAGCUGAUCUUCUAAGCUGUUCCAGGCAUUAGACGAACUAUAAAUGAGAUUGAUAUCAUUCAUUCCCAAAGACGUGUUCUUGACAGGUUUGGUUCUUACUGCUCACAUUCUGUUUAUUAUGAAUUAAAGGAUGCCUGAACAAUCAAGGUACAGAAAGUCAAGGGUUUUAUUGAAUUUGUUGAUGGACUCUGAUGUUUGCCACAGAACAAUCCAUAAGGUGUAUUACAACUGAAAAAAACUAUGCUGAAAUACAUAAAACAUGGAUGGUCGAAACCUGCAAAAUUUAGUGCCAAGCAACAUAAACACACACUCCAAAAAUUCUUGUGAUUCUCUCUUUUGUUUGUUUAGUGAAUUAAGACAAUCAUGACCCCAUUCAGAAGAAUGGUUCUUUUUUUUUUUUAUGCACAGAUCAAAUGUAUACAUAGCCAGGUAGGUGCAAGAAUUUGGGGUGAAUAAUCCUGUCAUUAAACAAAUGCCAAAUUGAUAUUGAUAUUGGUAUGUAUGUAUGUAUGAAUGAAUGAAUGUCCACUAUCUUUUGGUAAUGAAAUGUAUUAUCAGUUUUGUAUUUAAUGUUUUGUAACCUUGUUUGAUUUAUAAAGUGCCUUAUGAUUGAGCAUGUCAUUAAUAGCAGUGUAUUAAAUAAAGAUUGAUUUCACUGUCUUACGUUUAA